AUGGCGAAAGAUGUGCCCUUGGGGGAACAAUACAACUACGGUGUCGUGGUGAAAGAGGCCCCAAAUUUCGACCUUGCCGCCUACAUCUCAAACUACAAAGGCUUGCCAGAUCCCACACUGUAUCCCUUGGCUUGUGCUAACUUUCCGACAGGCAAGAACCUGGACAAUCUGCUUGAUCCGUUAUGGGCUGCUCAGCAAGAGAAGAAAAACAACGCAGAGACGGCCCGCAUGGAGAACGAACUGAAAGGCUACAAGAAUAACCUCAUCAAGGAGAGCAUUCGAAUGGGGAACGAAGACCUGGGAACACACUACUACACCAUCGGCGAUCUCAACAACGCUGUCAAGGCAUACUCCCGAAUGCGAGACUAUUGCACCACUGCUGCUCACAUUGCAUCGACCGCAUUCCGGAUUAUUGCUGUCGCAAUUGAACAGAGAAACUGGCUGGCGGUCCAGUCACAGGUGCACAAAGUCCGGAACAUUCAGCUGAAGCCCGAGGAAUCUGCUAGAAAUCAACCCAAGAUACAAGCGGCAAUGGGCCUCCAGCAGAUGUCCACCUUUGACUACCAUGAAGCUGCCAUCAGCUUUAUCAACACUGAUCCCAGCCUGGGAGACACUUACCGAGACGUAGUCACGAGCAAUGACAUCGCUGUAUAUGGCGGGCUGUGCGCGCUGGCGUCCAUGUCUCGUGCUGAGCUCCAGAGCAAAGUUUUGGAGAACAGUAAUUUCCGCAAUUUCCUCGAGCUGGAACCCCAUAUUCGUCGAGCUAUUACCUUCUUCUGCGGGAGUAAGUACAGUCAAUGCCUGGACAUUCUUGAGUCGUAUCGAGCGGACUAUCUUCUUGACAUUUACUUGCAGCCUCUGGUUGCAGACAUCUACAAGCGAGUCCGGACCAAGAGCAUCGUACAAUACUUUCAGCCUUUCAGCAAAGUUACCCUGGCAAGCAUGGAGAAAAUGUUUGGCACGCCCACACACUCGAGCGGAGCAAUCAACGCAGCUGAAGCGAGACGGGUUUUCCUUGAUGAGAUCAUCGCCCUCAUCGACGACGGCAGGCUCGAUGCACGGAUCGACAUGGAAAGCGGCGUGCUUGAAGCCGUCCAGCACAAUCAUCGAGCGGAGGCCCAGCAGUCCGCCCUAGACAUGGUUGAAGCUUUUGUUCGUGAAGCUCGAAUGAAGUUGAUCCGACUUCAAGUCGUGAAUGCUGGUUUGGAGGUCAAGCCACCGUCGAAGAAGAAAGGGUGGGGCAUGGAGAACGAGAGUUGGGACGAUAGUGAUGUCGCUUCCGGAGACCAUUCCGCUCAAUCAGGCCCUCUUGGACCUGGUGGCAGAGAUAUCAUGGGUUCAAUUUUGGCUGCACGCAAGGGCGGAUAG
This is a messenger RNA of Cladophialophora yegresii CBS 114405, 1368 nucleotides long. RefSeq lists its product as uncharacterized. Bases 1 to 1368 code for a protein of 455 amino acids. Lineage: Eukaryota; Fungi; Ascomycota; Eurotiomycetes; Chaetothyriales; Herpotrichiellaceae. Gene Ontology annotation, cellular component: COP9 signalosome. The transcript is spliced from 3 exons. The record is from RefSeq and is a predicted model, not a curated record.